Camellia sinensis is the source of this 357-nucleotide messenger RNA. NCBI's taxonomy places the organism in Eukaryota, Viridiplantae, Streptophyta, Magnoliopsida, Ericales, Theaceae. The record is from RefSeq and is a predicted model, not a curated record.
AUGAGGAAGGUUGCACUUGUCCGCAAGAGGUUGAUUUCAACUCAGAGGUUUUAUGAGAUUGGAAAGAGUAGGAAGUUGUCUCUGAUAUUCAUUGGGCUUUUUGAGAUUCUAAAGCGGAUUGGGGAGUACGAGCUUGAUCGUUCACACAUGUUGGAUUGGACCGAUUCAGAGUUAGAUGAAAAUGCCUCAUAUGAAGAGAAACCGGUUUGGGUGUUAGAUACUCGGAAUCAAGUCUUAAGAGGCAAGACAAUUCCAUUGGUUAAGGUGUCGUGGCGACAAUAUGGAGUUGAGAAGGCGACUUGGGAGCGUGAGUUUGAAGUCCGUGAGAAGUACUCGGACUUGUUUGUUGAUAUUUGA